GAAGCCAGUCUCAAUCUGCCAUUUUCUGUCCCUGAGUGAGUCUCUGGCAUCCCAUAUUGCCUGUUUUUCUCACAGGCUCUAUUCCAUUCACUGGUUCGCCACCUCAGGGGAACGAUGGCCACGGAGUCCACAGCCACUGCCGCCAUCGCUGCGGAGCUGGUUUCUGCCAACAAAAUUGAAGAUGUUCCUGCUCCUUCUACAUCUGCAGAUAAAGUGGAGAGAAUCAAGAAUGGUGUGUUGGGAAACACCUUGGGUGGUGUGCAUGUGGAAGAGGAAGAAGGAGAAAAAACAGAAGAUGAAUCUCUGGUAGAAAAUAAUGAUAGCAUAGAUGAGGAAGCAAGGAAAGAGUCGACAGAACAGGUUUAUGACUCCAUGGGAGAAAAAGAAGAAGCCAAAAAAACAGAAGACAAGUCUUUGGCAAAGCCUGAAACUGAUAAAGAACAGGACUGUGAAAUGGAGAAGGGUGGAAGAGAAGAUAUGGAUAUAAGUGAAUCUGCAGAGGAGCCACAGGAAAAAGUUGACUUGAAUCUAGGUUGGUUAACUGAAAUCUCUGAAGGGGCAAAAGGAGGAGGAGCAUCAGAAGGACCGAAUGAAGCUGAGGUCACUUCUGGGAAGCCAGAACAGGAAGUACCAGAUGCUGAGGAAGAAAAAUCAGUUUCUGAAACUGAUGUCCAAGAAGAGUGCAGAGAAAAAGGAGGUUGGGAGAAGCACGGAGAGGUAAUUGUGAGCAUAGAGGAGAAGCCAAAAGAAGUUUCAGAAGAGCAGCCUGUGGUGACUCUAGAAAAGCAGGGCACUGCAGUGGAGGUAGAAGCAGAGUCUUUAGACCCAACAGUCAAGUCAGUAGAUGUGGGUGGGGACAAGCCAGAGGAGAAGGUAGUUACCUCUGAAAAGGCAGGAAAGGUGGUUCUUGAGCAACUGGUAGGUCAAGAAGUGCCACCUGUUGAAGAGUCACCGGAGGCGACAACAGAGGCUGCAGAGGCCUCAGCUGUAGAGGCUGGAUCAGAAGUCUCUGAAAAGCCUGGGCAGGAGGCUACAGUUCUCCCUAAGGAUGGUGCAGUCAACGGACCAUCAGCUGUAGGAGAUCAGACUCCUACUGAACCACAGACUUCUAUAGAAAGACUGACAGAAACAAAAGAUGGCUCAGGACUAGAGGACAAGGUCAGGGCAAAGCUGGUUCCUAGUCAGGAGGAGACUAAGCUGUCUGUAGAAGAGUCUGAGGCAGCUGGAGAUGGGGUUGAUACCAAGGUAGCCCAGGGAGCUACUGAGAAAUCACCUGAAGACAAAGUUCAGAUAGCUGCUAAUGAAGAGACAAAAGAGAGAGAAGAACAGAUAGAAGAGGGUGAAGAAACUGAAGGCUCAGAAGAGGAUGAUAAAGAAAAUGAUAAGACUGAAGAAAUGCCAAAUGAUUCAGUCCUUGAAAACAAGUCUCUUCAAGAAAAUGAAGAGGAGGAGAUUGGGAACCUAGAGCUUGCCUGGAAUACCCUGGAUUUAGCAAAGAUCGUUUUUAAAAGGCAAGAAACAAAAGCCCAGCUUUGUGUUGCCCAGGCACGUCUUAAACUCGGAGAAGUUGGUGUUGAAUCUGAAAACUAUGUGCAAGCUGUGGAGGAGUUCCAGUCCUGCCUAAAGCUGUGGGAACAGUACCUGGAAGCCCACGACCGUCUCCUUGCAGAGACCCACUACCAGCUGGGCUUGGCUUAUGGGUACAACUCUCAGUAUGAUGAGGCAGUGGCACAGUUCAACAAAUCUAUUGAAGUCAUUGAGAAGAGAAUGGCUGUACUAAACGAGCAGGUGAAGGAGGCUGAAGGAUCAUCUGCUGAAUACAAGAAAGAAGUUGAGGAACUGAAGGAACCGCUACCCGAAAUUAGAGAGAAGACAGAAGAUGCAAAGGAGUCUCAGACUACUGGGAAUGUAGCUGAACUGGCUCUGAAAGCUACUCAGGUGGAGAGCUCUACUUCAGGUUUCACUCCUAGUGGAGGAGGCUCUUCAGUCUCCAUGAUUGCCAGUAGAAAGCCAACAGAUGGUGCUUCCUCAUCAAAUUGUGUGACUGAUAUUUCUCACUUUGUCCGAAAGAAGAGGAAACCAGAGGAACAGAGUCCCUGGAAAGAUGAUGCAAAGAAAGCCAAACAAGAGCUGGAGGUGAACGGAGGCAGUGGAGAUGCUGUUACCAGUGGAAAUGAAGUUUUGGAAAACAUGGAGGAGGAGGCUGAGAAUCGGGUUGAAAGCCGGGCGGCAGUGGAGGGGACAGUGGAGGCUGGAGCUACAGUUGAAAGCACUGCAUGUAAAGAGGGGGCACAGCCCUCCUCCCAAGGGAAAGUGUUUUUGUAUAUAAUGUAUUUUUUCACUUUUGGAGGAUUCUUUUUGUAUAACUUCAAUAAAGAUUGUAAGCAAAGGUUGAGGCUUUGA
This is a messenger RNA of Gorilla gorilla gorilla (western lowland gorilla), 2403 nucleotides long. RefSeq names its product nuclear autoantigenic sperm protein-like. Gene Ontology annotation, cellular component: nucleoplasm. Gene Ontology annotation, biological process: DNA replication-dependent chromatin assembly; CENP-A containing chromatin assembly. Gene Ontology annotation, molecular function: histone binding. The transcript has a single exon. Lineage: Eukaryota; Metazoa; Chordata; Mammalia; Primates; Hominidae. Bases 115 to 2403 code for a protein of 762 amino acids. The record is from RefSeq and is a predicted model, not a curated record.